Messenger RNA from Hermetia illucens (black soldier fly), 5869 nucleotides. RefSeq lists its product as uncharacterized. Gene Ontology annotation, molecular function: microtubule binding. Gene Ontology annotation, biological process: microtubule cytoskeleton organization. The transcript has 9 exons. The coding region runs from base 122 to 5665 and encodes 1847 amino acids. The record is from RefSeq and is a predicted model, not a curated record. NCBI's taxonomy places the organism in Eukaryota, Metazoa, Arthropoda, Insecta, Diptera, Stratiomyidae. Gene Ontology annotation, cellular component: cytoplasmic microtubule; cilium.
CGUUGUCGGUGAAAGUAAAUAGUGUCCUCGAAGUUUUCUCGGCGUUCUGUAUCCUUUCUUCGUGCACCCAUCAAUAUUCGAGUGUCGUGUCCGUCAACUGCAAUUGCAUGCACUCGCGAAAAUGUUUUUCCGGCGAAUGUUCUCACGCAAGGAUAAGGAUAAAGAGAGAGACAGGGACUCUUCGGCUUCACCACCUCCUCCAUCCACGAAACUAUCAAAUACUCCUACCUCAUCUGCAAGCAUUUUAGAUUCCAGUAAUCAGUGCAUUUCGAUAGUGCAAAAGUCGCCAAUGAAGAGGCGUAUGUCCGCGAGCGGAGUCAACUUCUCAGUCAUUCAGCUCACGCCACUUUGGGAGCACAUUAUUCGCACGAGGACUCUACCAGAAGACUUGAAUCCUGCCACAAUGUUUGACGAGUUCAUAGAACGUUUGGGUGAUCCUGAGUGGCAAGUAAGGCAGCACGCUCUGAGAGUGUUAAUAGAUGUUUUGAUUGUCAUGGGGCAAAAAGCGGAUUCCUAUUUCGCCCCAAUAAUUCCUCAGCUUGUAGAGAAUUUGGGACAUCCUGCGCCUACUGUUCGGAAGGGAGCAUUAGAUGCAUUAAGAGUUUACAUAAGUGAGACUGCAAUGCCAGAGAGUAUUCUGCUGGAAAUUAUGGACAUUGGCUUGAACCAAAGAAUAACAAACGAGCCAUUUGGAGGACGUCUUACAUGUGGUGUAAUGUUGUCACUUCCUUCCUUAGUACAAGCGACUCUACAUACAUCCAAACGGAACUACAUUCUGCAGUCCGCCGUUGAUAUGCUCGUGAACAAAAUGACUCAGGUUACUUACCAGGAAGUAACACUGAAAGUCCUUCUGCGGAUCCGGGACUUAGUGGGGCCUGAUGAAUUUUCCAAUUACAUGUCGCAUGGCGCUUAUAGAGAGUUUGAACUGCUUUGUAAUGUCUAUGGAUUAAGCGAGCCCGAGACCUUGGUAAGCUCUUCAAGAAGUUCAUGGCACGCCAUUAACUCAUUCGAGCCGGAUGAUGGCGACUCCUCAUCCAAUCAGGUCGACAUGUUCUGGAGGAGUGAAGACGAUGACGAGCUGUUCAAGGGCGAGGAAUACGAUCCCAACGAGAAAGUUAUUAUGGAAACAGAAAUCAAGAUAAACGAUGACACCCUUACCAUGCGUAUCCUUGAACGCAAGGACGAGCCCUUGGAAGAUGGCAAUUGCCAUGCGAUAAUUUGUAGUGAUGAUGAUGAAAUAACCGGAACAUUGGAAAAUUCAGGGCUAAUACACGUGCUGAGCGAUAGUGAACUUGAAGACAUCAACAACAACGUGACUGAUGAUAAUGAGAAUGAUGACCGUUUUGUGCCUAGGACUCCUAAACGCGUUACUUUCGGUGGUGAAAUAGUGAAAAUGCGAACUCCCGAUAGUGACACUACAGUGCAUAGUGAUGCUGAUAAUUCCUCUAGAUCAAUGAGUGAACGAAGAUUUGAAAAUUUAAACUUUCUAACUGUGGAAAUUCCAAAUGAUAACACAAAGCCAGUGCAAAGAUCAAAAUCAGCUACUGUAACCCCUCCAUCAAGUGUAACUCCAACACCAAGAUCAACUCCCCCUGCAUCUCCUAAAGCACCGUUACAGCAACCACCUCUGAAAGAUCCUCCAACCAAAGUAAUUCCUGCACCAGCCGCCGAUCCUACAUCCCCUAGCAAACCAAUCAGUUCAUCUCCUACUUCUCUUCUUUCGCCAAAGAAGCAAUUGACUCCUGAUGAAAGUAAGCCGAAAUCAGCGACAGCAUCGCCUUUCCGUAGGAUCAGUAUCAGCCCGGUUGAUGCUAUAAUAAGUCCGAAACCGGUACACAAGGAAAUUGAGGUCUUACAUAACUUACAAAGAAGUCCCUGCAUUUCGCCAAGACCUGUAUCGAGGCCUAGUUCACGGAACAACGUCGAUGAGAAGGAAGAAGAAAGUGAAAGUGCAAAAGUUAAAAAGGAGGAAACAGUUGUGCCAGCCCCUUCUGUUAAGUCAUGGGAGGAACUGAAAAUUGUGGAUGAUGAUGUACUAAAAGACUUGAAAUCUGGGGAUUGGAGACACCGACUUCAAGCUAUUACCGUGAUUGAAGAAGCCCUUAAAUCAUCGGAGACCCUUGCCAAAAUACAACCAUGCUUGGACUCAUUUAUGCGGAUGUUACUAUCUUCGGAACGAAAUCCUGAAGUCGCUGAAGAUAAACGACGCAUUCUUAUCAAUCUAAUUUCAAGGCUUCCACUGGAGAACUUAGAGAACCGGAGCACACAAAUAAUCACCGGAUUGUGCCGUCAAGGUGGUGCAGGCAGCAAUCGUGUGUGUAAAUCGUUAAUGCAACGAUUGCCACCGUCAUUCAUUGUCCUGAAGCUCCUUUCCGAUGACUUUCUUCAUGCAAGGAGUUCAAGGUUUCGCGAAAAUGCCCUACAAAUGGUCAUGUAUGCACUGAUGACCUUCCCUAGUACAUGUUUCGAUACGGGAACGUGUAUAAAUCGGACGAUUUAUGCAGCUCUAGAUAGAAAGCGUCGCGUUAGACAAGCGUCAUUAGAUGUCCUGGCUGUGCUAGGGCAAGUGACAUCACCUAGGGUUGUGCUGGAUAGCGUACAAACAAUUGCUGGAGGUCGUGAGGACGGCAAGGAUCUGAGUGUUGCAGUUAAGGCCCGAUUGGCAAGGAAGCAACUUCCGAUUAUUGGACCGGAUGGAUCAAUUCAGUAUGCCCUUAGAGUUCCAUCCCCGCACAGUGGGGAUCCUCUGUCCGAGAUUAAUUUAGGCGCCGAUGUUGAAUGGAUAAUUUCCGGAAUUGGGUCAGUUUCACCAACUUCACUGCGACGGCGUUCACAAAGAUUCACUCAUUUCUCAAAACCCUUAACUGUUCAUCAAGACAGGACUGCGGAGAGACGUUUAAAAGCUCCACAUGAAAUCCUGGCGUUGGGCGUGGGUGCCCGGCCCGUGGACGACUUUAUUAGUACAAGUAGUAGUAGCAGCAGCUUUCAAGGAAACUCCGACGACACGGAUGACAGUCGUACAAGCUUCCAGUACUCCUUAGCAACCGCAAGUUCAUUGCAUUACAAAACAAGCAAUGGAAGCGCUAUUGGUGCAGGUGACAUUUUUGGUAUCCAUGGAAAACGCAUUGCAUCAAGGUCGCAUUCGGAUUCACAAAGUGAUGGGAGGAACUCAAACUCUGAUGGUAGCGGGUCAACACAAAUAAUCAAAUUGCCGGUUACGUCUAGAUUUCCAACUAUGGAUGUUGGAAGUAUUUACGUCAACCGACAGGCAUAUCGAAAUCCUUACGAACAAUUCAAUUUGUCGACACACCGAAUCAGUUCAACGUAUACAAAAGGACAACAAACGCGGAAAUCCUUGAAAGGCAAUUACCCUCAAAGUGCUUUCAACGAAAGCAAGUUCGAUGAUGCAUCGCCACGUCCAGCAAGUCAACCCGCUCCUUUCGAAUCAGUAGGGGGAACGACCUCAAUUCUUGGACAGAGACGCUUUACUAACGUGGAAAAGUUCAUUAUGCAGAGCAAUAAACCACAGCAGCAAUCAUCAUGUCAAAUAGAACAAGCCGCAAGCCCGGAGAAGGGAACAAACGGAAUUAUCCAGAACAGUCAACAACCUCCGACGCAUGACAGCGAAGAUAGAAUCUUCAGCAAAAGCGCAAUAAUAUUGGAUAGAGCUAUCAGCUCAAAAUCAAGGCAUGAUUUGGAGGAAACAGAGAGCUUCAAGCAAAUCGACAGCAUUAACCCCACUCCUGAAAAACUGACUAUUUCGUCGGGCACUACUCCAGCAAAAGUGUUAGAUGAUGAGAAUCAAGGCUCAGUUGUCCUACCAAAUAGUGUUCAAACUGAGACAAAAACCCCAACUCCAUCCACGAAGAGCGUUACAACAGAAUCAAUUCAUUCUCGGCCAGAAUCUACUCCCCCAAGCUCUGAAACUCUCCAAGUUAGAUCAGAAUCAGUUCAAUCACACGCAGAGUCAAUUCCAUCCAGGUCCGAAUCCGUUAUAUCUAGGCCUAUCACAGCUCAAUCUAAACCAUCAGAAGAAGUUGAAGCUAGACCACAGUCCGUGGUUAGCACAAUAACAACGAAGUCAGAGAAGCAAGGUGAAUCAAAUGAAGACGUUUUAGUAGUUGAUGAAGUUGAUGAAGUUGAUGAAGUCGAGGCAGCUGACGAUAAAACUUCUGCGACGAAGGUGGAAGAGGAUAUUACAGAGAGUAAAGUUGCUUCAGUAUCAGAAGAAAAUCUUACUAACAUUCAGUUAGAUACUAGUGCACCCGGUUCUGAAGUGAAUAUAUCAAAUGAAAUUGAACACCACGAAAAUGCAAAGACACCGGUGGAACAGCUCCCAGAAGCUGCUGACGCGCUUGAAGUUGUCGUGGAAACGGAAGUAAUUUCUGAUCCUCCACUAGAAGAGAUGCCUCGUGAAACAACUGAAUUGCUCAAGAAAGAUUUAGAAGAACUCAAAACGGAUGAAUUGAAGGUUCUCGAUCCUACGCCCAAACACGAGUCACCGGAUCCUCCAAUCGCAACUCCAACGACACCAGUCAUACAAGAUAUUUUCGAAUCUCCAUUACCAAUCCGGUCGGUCAGCAUUCCAUCACUGGAUCAAGAAUAUCCUAAUUCAGAAAAAUACCCACCCCAAAGUGCUUCAAAAGGCACACCAGCUCAAAAUGUAUCAACUGAAAGUAUUCCUCCACGACAUUCAUCCAUAGCUAAAAGCAACGACUCUAUUUUCGGUUCUACUAGAAAACUGGACCCGGAUUCGAAAAGUACUGCGAGCACUACUAGUUCAGAAUAUCCACCCAGUCAUACUACCAGCUUGGACGAACCUAUUCGAGCGAAAAGUCAUGGAAAUGUGAUCAAGGCGUCACAUCUGCCUUUAAUUCGAAAAGCUAAGACAACCCUCUUUGGUCGAAGCAGACGAGUUUCGCCAAUAAAACAGACCCUCAAGCUAACUCAAACGGAGGUCUUUCCUCAAACAUUAAUGAAGUUUGACAAACCAAAAGAUGCGCUCGCGCAGGCGUUGAUUCACCUCGACUCCACUGAAUGGGAAACUGUUAUAGUAGGACUUCGCUCCCUUGUGCGUAUGAUGCGUCAUCAUCCUGAAGUCCUUGAUACUCAGAUGCAUAUCGUUUGUAUACAACUGGGCAAAGCUGUACGGAACUUGCGCUCUCAAGUUUCCCGAGCGGCAUGCCAAGCUUCAACGGAGCUAUUUACUGUUCGGACUAAAUUCCUCGAGCAAGAGUGUGACGAUUUAGCUGGGAAUCUACUCCACCGCACGGCUGACACGAACCGCUUUUUGCGCGCUGAUGCUAUGCGUGCGCUUGAAUCAAUGUGUGACAAUCUGUCCCCUGCGAAGAUCAUCCAUCUUCUCAGCACCAAAGGGGCGACCCAUCAGAAUGCAACUGUGCGAACUGCAACUGCGAAAUUAUCCAACCGUUUGGUGGAUCGAAUCGGGCAUGAUCGAGUUUUUACUUUAAAUCGGGAGCAUCGGGAUAAGCUGCUUACAAUGGGGGCAAAUCUUUUGCAGGAAGGGAGUCUGGAGACGAGAAGCUACACCAAGACACUGUUUCGCUCCCUUGCCGAACACGCUCAAUGCGGACGGAUACUGAAGGAGGUGGUACCGAUACGAACUUACAGGAAUAUCGAAAAGACAUUGAAAAGUAUUAUGUAAGACACUGAAACGGGUUUUUUACAAACUUAUAUAGUUACCAGUAGUUAUAGAACCAUAACUUUUUAUGUUUCUGUUUGAAACUUAUUUUUUAUUGUCAGAUUCUGGCGGAGUUUUUAAUACUUACAAACACUAUAUUUAAAAAAAAUUAUGACUUUAAAAUGUAACUUUGAAAUUGAUAGGAAAGUAUAUAUUUGUUAAAAUGAA